ACCUGUAUGUAUUCAUGGAAUGCGAUCGUGCAUGUUUAGACAAAGUUUUGCACAUAAUUUCGAGUAGUUUCAAUAUCUAGCUUUCUAGAAGGCAAUUAUACGGGCUUUAACAUGAAAUGGGGUACUCUUUGUGAGCAAUAAUAAUGCAUUUGCCUUAAUUUGCUAAUCUUUGAUAUCAUCAUUCAACAAAAGGUUAUUUUUGUUCAGCCAUAAUAUUUAAAAAACAACUAAUUUAAAUAUAACAAAAAAAGUAUGGAUUUGCACAUCGCUAAGAUAACUUCCGACGUGAAAUUAUCAGACGCCCUGACGAGGCAACUGGAAACUACUCGGCUCUAUGCUCAAUCAUAUGAUGAAUUGGUUACAAACGUAUAUAAAGUGUUGUCAGGUACAGAGGGUUUCAUUGCCAAUGCAGUCACGCUUUCCGAUGUGCAUGUUUCCACAUCUUCCCAGUCAGUAAAAGAAGCACAGAACAAACUUACAGUCAUAUCAGAAAAUGUUGCAAUUCAGCAAAGGUCACUGCAGAUCGAGCUUGAACAAAAUCGUGAAAAUUUAAAGCGAAGCAAAGGACUCAAAGAACAAAAAGAAAAUGAAAUAAAAAGAUGUAAACAACGAAUCGAGCAUGAAGAAAGACAGCAUGCAAUGUAUAGGGAAUUGGCUAAGGGUGCACAAGCUGACGUCGAUAAAUACGAAAAGAAAGGCGAUACAGCUAUCAAGAGAAUAAUUAUAAGCGGUGGUGUCGUCGCGACUGGAGGCCUAAUGUUUCUUGGAGCUAUUGCCGCACCUGUAACAGGAGGUUUAAGCCUGGCUGUAGCUGCUGGGGCUGCCGUUGUUGGGUCGGGUGUAGCUGCUGGUGGGACAGUGUCUGCAGUCAUAAACGGGGUCGAAUACGCUGAAAUGAAAGAAAAAAAUAAAGAAUACACGCAAAAGGCGAACGAAGCAAGAGUUAACCAAGCAAAAUGCCAAAUGGAAGGAGCUGAGUUGGAAAGAAAUAUUAAAAGCCUAAAACAAGAAAUAGGCUCUGCAGAUGAAACCAUUAAAGAUGUCCAGAAUAUGCUAGACAUCUACUUCCUUUUAGUAAACGAAUUGCACCAGGUUUUAAAGCGAUUUCAGGAAUCAGACGUAGCUAUGCACGCAGCUGCGGUUGAAACAGAAUCUUUCCGGAAAAUUCAGAGAGCGUUUACGAAACAUAGGAAUCACACGGGAAAAUUCGAUAAAUAUAUGGACAACCUUAAGGAAAAGUGGCGUGAAAUGCAGGACGUCAUUGAUUUUCAGCACAAAAGAAUGAUACAACCAUAAUGCUAGCUAAUGAAAAGCGUGAAAAAUAUAUUAAUAAUUGGACAAUUAUAACACGUUGAUGUUCAGUUAUAUGAUCAAAAAAAUCACUUAAAUCGAUUAUCAUGUUGUAAAUUGAGUUUUAAAAAAAACACUAAAAAAACACUUUCAUAGUUUUGUAGCCAUUUCAACUACAUUUGUGUAUUAUGACCAUAACUUUGUACUCGAAUAUUCGACUAAGACAUGAAGAUAAUGAUACCCGCUGUUCAAUAUCAACGUCCACUUAAGUACACAAGGUCAUGUAUGGACAUCGCAUACCAAACUCAAAGACUCAUGGUCAUUAGCAUUUAUCAGAACUAAUAAAAUUAUCAUAAAGGCUAAACAAGUGUGCUGAAGUGUGUUUGCAUCGUCACCAAAAUGCGGGUAAUGUACUUGCAAUAAAUAAAAUAAAGGAUUGUACGUUCAAAACAUCUGCCUUUGUAUUACAUACGUCAUUAGAUUGACGCACGUUUUUAUAUACAUGUAAUGCAUAAGCUAAUAUACUACACCUUAAACAUGAUCGAUUUGGUAUAUUACGUUGCAGUUAACGAUUGCAUAGAUUCUUGGGCGAUAAGCAGCUGUGCGGUUUGGAUGCCCACAAGUUUUAUGAUAAGUUUCAGCUAUUAUAUAUUAAGGACAUAAUUUACUGUUAAGUGAUCGGCGUUUAACAAAUAUGGAUAGUAGAAUUGUGAUAUGUUGCAUACUAGCUAUCGGGGCUAUGUGUGAAGCCUUCCGGUUUAAUCAAGGAUAUGGUCACGCCAGGCCCUUAUUCCUUCAUGAUCACCCGGGCGUAGGGCCCAUAUGCAUUAACCCGGACCUGUGUACACCGGAAGUCGCGCCUUGGGGAUGUUGGAGAGUCCCGAACGAAGCGGAUACUAUGAAUACUGAAAUUUUUAAAAAUCGGACCUCUGGCACAGAACUGACGUUGCUGUGGAUUCUUGACGGUAUAGGCUACUACCGGGAAAACAUUUUAAAUGCAUACCAUAGCCAGUUACGGUGGACAUUACAUGACGACGACUCCGUGACCGUUGGUUUCAAAUAUAGGGAAGGAAAAGAGCCCGGCGCCCCGUGUAUGCAGGUUGAAUUGGAAGGGAAUCUGACCCGCGGAGACCAUGCCAUAAUUGACUUAGACUUGACGUUUGCAGAACCAUUAGGCCACAUGACACCACGCUAUUGGCUCAUGUCAGACCAUCCUGAUGACUACGUGCUCUUGUUUAGUUGUAUCAAUCCUGCACAGGUCCAAAACGGCGUGUGUUACGGACGUUGGUAUGCAGAAGUCUUUGUGACAUCUGAUCCACCGGACCAUCCACCCAUGCACCUCAUAGUAGAAGAACUAUACCGGAAGUUGGGUCUCACCCUCGAUAAUCCCGGGUUUCGGUUUAUUAACAUUGGCCAUGCCUGCCCAGAGACGUAAUAAACCCGGAAGCUUUGAGAACCUUUUAGGGAAUAACGCCGAGUCAUAACCAGAUUUGCUUUUGUCUAAAUCAUGACUCUUUGUGUCAUUGUAUGAAGCGAUAUCUUUGGUAUUUCUUUGCUUCAUGACACUAACUAUUUUACGCUGUUUUUUUUCAUACAGACGAACAUAUAUUUACGAGAUGUAAUUAACUAUUAACGUGGUUUAAGUUUAGUUGUGUGUAUUCAUAUCUAAAAGUGCGUAUAUUUUUUAGAAAUUUCAAAUAACGGUUUUAUUAUGUUCCCAUUCAGAUAAUUUGGUAUUUCCUGUCAUCAUUAUAGUUUUUGUUUUGUAUGUGCUAGCAUUGAGGUAUUUACAAUAAUAAGCAUAGAUUUAUGUAUAAUAAACAUGAUAUGAAACAUGCAAUUGAUCAGUUAAAUAUUUCUUUAUUUAUUUUGUUUAUUUUGUUUAUGAUUUCAAUUUAUCAGAAUGAUUAUGAUAUAUACAUGUAUAAACAUAAUGCAUGUUUGUAUUUGUCACAAUUUGUAUGCUAUUUGUGAACGUGAGUCUAUGACCUUAUCGUAAAUAAAUGUUCCAUUCUGUUCUGA
Messenger RNA from Mya arenaria, 3312 nucleotides. RefSeq lists its product as uncharacterized. Lineage: Eukaryota; Metazoa; Mollusca; Bivalvia; Myida; Myidae. The coding region runs from base 253 to 1296 and encodes 347 amino acids. The record is from RefSeq and is a predicted model, not a curated record. The transcript has 11 exons.